Molecule: messenger RNA, 1518 nt
Organism: Trametes versicolor FP-101664 SS1
Lineage: Eukaryota; Fungi; Basidiomycota; Agaricomycetes; Polyporales; Polyporaceae
Product: alpha/beta-hydrolase
Exons: 4
Coding region: 1-1518 (505 amino acids)
Molecular function (GO): triacylglycerol lipase activity
Source: RefSeq, a predicted model, not a curated record
AUGGGGGCGCAGGUCGCGUCGCAGGGGAGCGAUGUCAGGGAGCCUCCACGCCGAACAGCUGCUCCGGCCAGGCUACGGCGGAACGACCAGAUCCACCAACUCAUCAGCAACCCCGCCUUGUACGAGCCGGUCAGAGCACCGAGGUACCCUAUUGUUCUAUGCCACGGUCUCUACGGCUUUGAUGUGCGCGGUCCAUCCUCAAUUCCUAUUCUGCAGACGCAUUACUGGUCGAAUGUGCUGAACGUACUGCGCGGUAAAGUCGGUGCCGAAGUACUAAUGACCUCUGUGCCUAGUACUGGCUCGAUCUCAUCUCGUGCAGACAAUCUGGACCGCUUCCUGCGCGAGAAGGCACCAGGGAGAGGCGUAAACUUCCUUGCACAUUCCAUGGGCGGACUGGACUGCAGGCACCUCAUCAGCCAUUUAAAACCCCAAGAUUACACUCCGCUGUCGUUGACCACCAUUGCGACUCCCCAUAGAGGUAGCCCCUUCAUGGACUGGUGCAGGCAAUACAUCGGACUUGGCAGGCACAAGGUCGAUUAUCCUGGUCAGGUUCAGCGCGAGGCCUUGGAGACGUCACCCAACUCAGAACCUCAAGAUGCUCCUGCCAGCCCGCAGAGCAAGUCGAUACCUGGUGUGAAGUCCCUGCUGUCGCUCGCCUCCCUCCCCUCAUCCUUCACCACCCUACUCCUCUCCCUGCUCGACUCGCCCGCAUAUGCCCACCUCACCUCCACCUACCUCAACACCAUCUUCAACCCCGCCACGCCCGACGAUCCCUCCGUUAAGUACUUCAGCGUCGCCGGACGAACGUCCAACAUGAGCAUCUGGCACCCACUGUGGUUGCCCAAGAUGGUCAUGGACGGAUUUGAGGAGAAAGAGCGCGCACGUCUGCGUGACGCCGGACACCCGCUCGCAGACGCAGACGGAGAGUGGGGCAACGACGGACUCGUAACCAUCCAGAGCGCGCGCUGGGGCGAGUUCCUUGGCGUGUUAGAGGGCUGCGACCACUGGGAGAUGCGCGGCGCGCGGGGUAUCGACGUCGACCUGCCGUCAAUACCGGGGCCUGAGGAGUGGAACUUCGGGGACUGGGGCAGGUUCGUGCGCGCGUGGAAGAAGGAGGAGAAGGCGGCGGCGAAGAGUGCGGGCGCGGGGAUGAGCGACCAGGCGCACAGGGAGACAAUGGCGGCUGCGGCGAGCCGAAGCGAGGAGGGCGGCGCCGAGAGGGACGUGCGGAGCAUGCGCGAGCGCGAGCGGGACCAUGGGAAUUCGGACGAGGUGGUCAAGAACUCGACGGAGAAGCUGUCGGCGGUGUUCGACUGGAUUGUCGACCAGCCUACGGCGCCGAACGCUCCUGAGGCCCUCGCGGGCUCCGAGGACAAGUCCAGUGCGCCUGAGGCUGCCCCAGAGAAGCAGGGGCGGAAGCGGGAGAAGGAGAAGGAGGUGAACGACCUCGAGACGAAACAGGACCUUGAACGCUUCUACGUAGCGCUAUGUAGAAAGCUGUAUGACGAAGGACUGUGA